Molecule: messenger RNA, 1681 nt
Organism: Psylliodes chrysocephalus
Lineage: Eukaryota; Metazoa; Arthropoda; Insecta; Coleoptera; Chrysomelidae
Source: the annotation of a GenBank genome assembly
UCUUCCAAUUUUUAUUUAGCUAAAUAGGUUUUAAAAUGUUGAAAAGUGCGGCUUUAGCACCUUUAGGAAAAACCGUAGGUCUACAAAUAUUUUUGAAGCAGUCGGCUACAUCACGAAAUAUAACCAAGAUAUCAAUUUGUUGCUACUCCACCAAAAAGAAAACGAAAAUAUUUUGCAAUGUGGAAGAUGCUAUUAAAGAUAUUCCUAGUGGAGCAAAACUAUUAGUAGGAGGUUUUGGACUUUGCGGUAUACCAGAAAAUCUUAUAUCUGGUUUACUUAAACAUGAAUGCAAGGAUUAUACAGUCAUUUCCAACAAUGCAGGCGUAGAUACUUUCGGGUUAGGUUUAUUGUUAAAGCAAAAAAAGAUUAAAAGAAUGAUUUCGUCAUAUGUAGGAGAGAAUGUUGAAUUUGAAAAACAGUUUUUAAGUGGGCAAUUAGAAGUAGAACUUACUCCACAGGGUACCUUGGCUGAAAGAAUUAGAGCCGGUGGGGCAGGCAUACCUGCAUUCUACACACCAACUGCUUUCGGAACACUCGUGCACGAAGGGGGUGCACCGAUUAAAUAUAAUGACAAAGGCAAAAUCGAAAUUGCCAGUAAGCAAAGAGAAUCUCAACUAUUUAAUGGAAGACAAUACAUCUUGGAGGAAGCAAUUACUGGCGAUUUUGCUCUGAUUAAAGCAUGGAAGUCAGACCCUGUUGGAAAUUUAUUAUUUAGAAAAUCCGCUAGGAACUUUAAUCCUACAAUGGCUACAGCUGCAAAGACGACAAUAGUCGAAGUCGAAGAAAUAGUCCCUUUGGGCAGCAUUGAUCCCGAUCAGGUGCAUUUGCCUGGUAUUUACGUAGAUAGAAUUAUCCUUGGAAAAGAUUAUGAAAAGCGGAUAGAGAAAGUAACUCUCCAAAAAACGUCAGACAGUGUAUUAUCUGUUGUUAAAAAGAAUCCAAGCGCUAUGAGUAGAGAAAGGAUAAUUAGGAGAGCAGCUCUCGAAUUUAGGAAUGGAAUGUAUGUUAAUCUUGGCAUCGGUAUGCCAAUGCUGGCUUCAAACUACAUCCCCGAGGAUAUCGAAGUAUUUUUACAGUCCGAAAAUGGUAUACUGGGCUUGGGGCCGUUCCCUAAAGCUGAACAAGUUGAUCCAGAUCUAAUAAAUGCCGGAAAGGAGACUGUUACUGUAAUACCUGGCGCUUCUUACUUCAGCAGCGAUGAAAGUUUCGGUAUGAUUAGAGGUGGUCAUAUUGAUUUAACUAUUCUCGGUGCAAUGGAAGUAUCACAAUAUGGAGAUCUGGCAAAUUGGAUGAUUCCUGGUAAGCUUGUAAAAGGAAUGGGCGGUGCAAUGGAUUUAGUAGCAGCCCCCGGCACCAAAGUUGUUGUAUGCAUGGAACACAGUGCGAAAGAUGGCAGCCACAAAAUUAUCGAAAACUGUACAUUACCACUAACAGGAAAACAGGUCGUCGACAUGAUUAUUACAGAAAAAGCCGUUUUUAAUGUAGAUAAAGAAAAUGGGCUUACUCUCAUCGAAGUAGCUGAAGGUGUCGGUGUUGAGGAUAUUUUAUCUACCACUGGAUGUAAUUUCCAAGUGGCUGAAAAUUUGCAACCCAUGAAACAAAUUAAGGUUUCAUUUUAAAUUUUUUAAUUAAAUAUUGUUUUUAUUGUUAUUGUCUUUUAUAAUUAAAUGAAGUGCAACUU